Molecule: messenger RNA, 840 nt
Organism: Spodoptera litura
Lineage: Eukaryota; Metazoa; Arthropoda; Insecta; Lepidoptera; Noctuidae
Product: ATP synthase subunit s, mitochondrial
Source: RefSeq, a predicted model, not a curated record
CUUUGAUCAUUUGAUUGAUUUUGACAUUGACAGUUCAAAAAUCAACACAACAAUAAUAUUGUAACCUUGUAAAUGAAAUUUUAGUGUAUUUUUCAUUACCGAAACCGAUUAACAAUAUUCUUUGCUCUUUACCGGUCAUGUUUUAGAAUUAAAUUUCAAAAUUAUUAAAAUGCAGUGCUCGGUUCGUCAUGUUUCCCGGAAAAUUAUUACUCCUAGGAUAUUAGUUCCGAGGAAUAACCAAGUUAGAACUUUUUGGGAGUACGUAAAUAUGACGUUUAAUAAACCAGAUCCUGAUCGAAUUAAACAACUUGGCCCAGAUCGUGCCUGCGCAGAAUGGGUAUUACGGAACGGUGGAAAAGUAGUAUGGGAGAGCGGAAAGAAAUUAGCUGAUUACAACUUAUUACCACCAGAGGAACAAGCGGUUCCAAAAUUAGUAACAAUUGAUGGCACGGACUCUUCCAUUUCACAUUAUGGCUUUCCCCAUUUAAUUGGAUGUGAGAAGUUGAGCAACAUAAUCCUUCACAAUGCAGACUACAUUGACGACAGAGCCCUAAAGGGGCUGAGUUUUGGACAAAGUACAUUAACACAUCUUCAAGUAUCCAAGUGUGUGAAUGUCACAGAUGCUGGAUUGAAAAGCUUAAUUUCACUUAAUAAAUUAGAACUUCUAGUUUUGUUCAAUUUAGUAAGUGUUGAAAACAUAGAAGAAUGUAAGGAAUAUAUUCGGAAACAUCUGUCUAAUUGCAAAAUAAAAGAUUUGAAAGAUGCAACACCUUCAAAUGAAAAACCACAAUAAAAUCAAAUAUGUAUAAUUAUAUUAUAAAUAUAGUGUGAAGAUAAAAU